Messenger RNA from Lepus europaeus (European hare), 885 nucleotides. RefSeq names its product calcyon neuron specific vesicular protein (gene CALY). The record is from RefSeq and is a predicted model, not a curated record. Bases 85 to 885 code for a protein of 266 amino acids. Gene Ontology annotation, biological process: clathrin coat assembly; endosomal transport; G protein-coupled dopamine receptor signaling pathway. The transcript has 7 exons. Gene Ontology annotation, molecular function: clathrin light chain binding. Gene Ontology annotation, cellular component: membrane; endosome. Lineage: Eukaryota; Metazoa; Chordata; Mammalia; Lagomorpha; Leporidae.
CGUCUGGAACCGCAGCCUCGUCCCGCCGCCACCGCGUCCUGCAGCAGCUGCCGCUGGGCCGCCUGACGAGGACCACCAUCCACUAUGGUGAAGCUCGGCUGCAGCUUCUCUGGGAAGCCAGGCAAAGACCCCGGAGACCAGGAUGGGGCUUCCACAGACAGUGUCCCGCUGAUAAGCCCCCUGGAUGUCAGCCAGCUCCAGCCACCGUUCUCCGACCAGGUGGUCAUCAAGACACAGACAGAGUACCAGCUGUCCUCGGACCAGGCCAAGAAGUUCCCAGACCUGGAGGGCCAGAAGCUGGCCUGCAGCCACCCGGACGAUGGGCGUAAGCUGCCCACAGCGCGGAUGAUCGCCUUCGCCAUGGCGCUCCUGGGUUGCGUCCUGAUCAUGUACAAGGCCAUCUGGUACGACCAGUUCACCUGCCCCGACGGCUUCCUGCUCCGGCACAAGAUCUGCACGCCGCUGACGCUGGAGAUGUACUACACGGAGAUGGACCCCGAGCGCCACCGCAGCAUCCUAGCGGCCAUCGGCGCCUACCCGCUGAGCCGCAAGCACGGCACGGAGGUGCCACUGCCGUGGGCCGAGAACCCGCGCGCCCCCAAGGAGCCCCGCAAGGCGCCCACCGUGGCGGCGAAAGCGGCGGCCACGGAGCCACCCGGGAAGACCCAGGCCAAGGGCGGGGAGGCAGCGGCGGCGCGGCCAACGGUGCCCGCGGCCCGCCGGGCUCCCGCCCCAGUUCUGAGCCCAGAGCCCUCCUCCCCUGCCCAGGACCGACACCCAGGGUGCCUCCGCGUGCAGAUGCAUGAGUGCCCCAGCUCCUGUGACCAGCACAUCGUCCCAUCCCCCCCACCCCGCGUUGUGCCCCUGUCCCUGAGCACCCGCUGA